Molecule: messenger RNA, 2150 nt
Organism: Eupeodes corollae
Lineage: Eukaryota; Metazoa; Arthropoda; Insecta; Diptera; Syrphidae
Exons: 4
Coding region: 63-2012 (649 amino acids)
Cellular component (GO): extracellular region
Source: RefSeq, a predicted model, not a curated record
GUUUUGGGAAUCAAACAAUGAAAGGUGUAGGGUAGUUAAGUUGCCUCUAAGCCUAAUACAAAAUGCAGUUCAGGUUCUGUUGCACUUGUGAAGAUGACAAAACAUCCAAAUCUGUCGAAAGCACAGAAAACACUGCCCGAAGUAAUGAACCUCGAAACUCUGUUCCACAGACGAUAUCGACACCACCAAAGGUAAUAACUCAACAACCCAAACAUGUGGUGGAACCAAUCCAAUUGGACAGAAUCACCGAGGUAUCAGUUGAAGAAUCUUCUGUUCAGGCACUUGAAGAAGCACAUCCACUACCAGCACCACCGACUAGACAACCGCUCCGUCAAGCUCUAUCACCAAUUCAAGAUCAAGCAAUUCAAAAUCCGUCCAUUCAAGAACCAAACACAAUAGCCAUCAUAGAAGAAAAUGAUACUCCAAAGCCAUCCUCUCAAAAAGUAGAAGAAUUAUACGAUAGAUUCUUCAAUUUACUCCAGACCGAAAGAGCAAACGAGCAAUCCAAUCCUCAACCAGUCGCACAAUUACCGAACAUUACUGCUGAAACAAUGAUUGGCAACGAAAAAUUGUUCUUAGCUCAAGUUGCGCCCGAUUUAUAUCGUUGCAACUUUAAACGUUCUGUGUUUUAUAUACUUGAAGGGAAUAUUUAUGAUACCAACUCAAUUCUAGAUGAAUCCGAUAAGGAAGCUAUUAAAGUAGUUUACAAAAGGAUCAUGGAAGGUAUGAAAUUGGGUGCUAGAGAAUUAGCAGGUGGUGUAAAUGCCCUGAAGGGUCAAGAAGUGUGGAAUCCACCAGCUGGAUCAUCAAUUAAUACCGACUAUGUUACACGAAGUGGUGAGAAGACUAAAAUGACUUUUAGGGCUAUUGGAAAAGGUCAUUUUCGAAGCACUUAUGAAGGCAAAGAGUUUACCAUUUUGAACGGACAGCUUGUGGAAAAUGAUGGUCGGUUUGACGUCCAAGAUAUUGAACUCAUUAUGCAAACCUAUAGAAAUACUAUCAGUGGGAUGCAAGAGGGUUUGCGGAACAUGGAACAAGGUAUGAGAUCAGUUCAAGGAGAAGCGGUAAGGAGUGUCCCUGUCGAAGGCAGUACUGCAGAGUAUGGUAGUACAACAAGAGGGGAAGCUCUAACUCAGGCUGGAACACUGGCGACUGGUUGUGAGACUUUAAAAAGAAUGCGGUCUUUGAACCAAGGUAAACGAAUAAGUCUUCUCGACGGAGUAUUAAUGAACGAACCUCAAAAACAGGUGGUAGACAUCACUGCUGAAAUUUCGAAAAUCCCCAAAUACUUUGACGAUGUUGAUGGAGGUAAAUUAGCUGAACCAGUUCUUCAAAAGACCACGUUCACUCCUCAAGCAAUAACCUACGACGAUCCCAAGACUUAUGAAGAACAAGACAAAAAUGAACUCCCUUCUGUCAAGCCACAGGAUGAGUACAUCAUAUCGAUGGAUGAAAACUUUAACUCAGAAAACCGAUAUCACUUUCAUCAAGCAAGACCCAGGCGGGUUGUUCGGGCCAAACUCAAUCCAAAGGAAAAAUUUCGACUUGCCAGCCCUGAAAGGUAUACCCUUUUCGAGGAGAAAUGUUUGAGGUUACACAAUCAAUAUCGAAAGAUGCAUGGAGUUCCGCCUCUGGUUCAUAAUGAGUUUUUAGCUCAAGUUGCUAAAGAAUGGGCAGAGCACCUAGCUCUAAAGGAUGCUUUCUAUCACAGACCAGACAAUGAAUAUGGAGAGAAUCUGUACUAUACAGAGGGUAUGUCAUGCAGUGCUAAAAUGGCAGUCAAAUCUUGGUAUGAUGAAAUUGAUCUAUACGACUAUAACAAUCCAAAGUUUUCAAGGGAGGUGGGACAUUUUACACAGCUUGUAUGGAAAGAUACCAGAGAAGUUGGUACUGGAGUUGCACAAAUUGGCAAUAAGGUGUGGGUUUGUUGUAACUAUCAUCCUCCAGGAAACCACUUGGAUAAAAUGAACGAUGAAUUUGUACCACGUCUUCUAAUGAAACGUUACAAGUAAAAUGAAUGAUAACGAUGAUAAUAAUGAUGAAAUGUGAACACACCUUUAAGUUUUUGCCGUCCAAUUGCGAAUGUUUAAAAGAUAAUUAUAUCUAAGUAAUUGUAUGAGAUGAAAAUAAAGUUAAAUGAAGUAUACAUA